Peniophora sp. CBMAI 1063 is the source of this 717-nucleotide messenger RNA. The record is from the annotation of a GenBank genome assembly. NCBI's taxonomy places the organism in Eukaryota, Fungi, Basidiomycota, Agaricomycetes, Russulales, Peniophoraceae.
AUGAACGUUGACAUUCAGAGACUCAAGGCCGGAGAGGUCAACCUUGGUACCUCGAUUAUGGCGGUCCAGUUCGAUGGUGGCGUGGUCGUCGGUGCGGACAGUAGGACUACCACGGGCAGUUACAUUGCCAACCGUGUAACAGACAAGCUCACACACAUCCACGAUCGCAUCUACUGCUGCCGUUCUGGCUCUGCCGCAGACACUCAGGCCGUCGCUGACAUCGUGCACUAUUAUUUGCAAACAUACACUCAAUUCCGCGGCGAGCGGCCAACUGUUCACAUUGCAGCAGAGACUUUCCAGAACUUGUGCUACGAGAACAAGGAUGCGUUGAGCGCGGGUAUCAUCGUUGCAGGCUGGGACAAAGAGGUUGGACCUAGCGUCUACAACAUCCCUCUUGGCGGCGGUCUAUUCCGUCAACCAUGGGCGAUCGGCGGAUCUGGUUCUACAUACGUCUAUGGUUACUGCGACGCGACUUACCAGGAAGGCUGGGGUCGCGACCAGACCGUCGAAUUCGUGAAGAACACGCUGUCUCUUGCCAUGUCUCGCGAUGGGUCUUCCGGAGGUGUCAUUCGUAUGGCUGUCAUUACUGAGGGUGGUGUGGAACGCCUAUUCGUUCCAGGUAACGAACUUCCCAAGUUCUGGGAAGGUCACGAAGUACUCGGGAAGCCUGUCAGCAAACACACAAAUGCGCAGGUAGUCCCGAUGGUUGUUGAGUAG